CAGUUGGAUUACCCUCUGUAAAAUGUCAAUUUUUUUAAUGAUAGUGGGCAGAUUACAAAUUAUGGUAAACAUGACCAUAGACAGCACCCACCAUCGAAAUUAAUAUUAGUUCAGCAAGUUUACCAUAAAUGGCAUUUAAAUGUAUUUUGUUUUUGUAAUAAGUUUUUUCACUGAAAUAAUUUUUAAAAUUCAUACUUUACUAUGUUAUGUUUUCUUUACUACAAAUUAUCAAAUUGAUUUUUCCAAUCCUUUCUUUUUUAUUUGCACAUAAGGUGCAAAUAAUUCGCUAUGUAAAUGGAACAAACGAAACGAACAAAGAAGGUUGUCGAAAAAGACGCAGAAACCGAACGGAAAAAAGCAAUAAUCGAAGCUGAAAAAGUCGCUCAAGUAGCGAAAAUUCAAUACGAACAGAAAGUAAUGGAAAAAGAAUCAUUACAACGCAUAGCACUUAUUGAAGAUGAAAUGCAUCUGGCGCGACAGAACAGUCGAACAGAUGCUGAAUUCUAUCAAGCACAACGACAUGCUGAAGCGAAUCAAUUGUUAUUAACACCAGAAUAUCUAGAAUUAAGAAAAUAUGAGACUCUAGCACAAAAUAGUAAAAUUUAUUUUGGUAAUAGUAUACCAAAUAUGUUUGUAUCAAGUACGAUGAUGAAUCAUGAAUCAAAACCAUCCACAGCAUCCACGUCAAGUGAUGUUACCGAUACCGAUACAUCAUCAUCAGGUCCAGGUCAAAAGACCAAAUAAUCAAAUACUGUAAAA
Molecule: messenger RNA, 759 nt
Organism: Chrysoperla carnea
Lineage: Eukaryota; Metazoa; Arthropoda; Insecta; Neuroptera; Chrysopidae
Product: erlin-2-like
Exons: 2
Coding region: 295-744 (149 amino acids)
Biological process (GO): SREBP signaling pathway; mRNA 3'-end processing
Cellular component (GO): endoplasmic reticulum; endoplasmic reticulum membrane; mRNA cleavage and polyadenylation specificity factor complex
Molecular function (GO): mRNA binding; ubiquitin protein ligase binding; cholesterol binding
Source: RefSeq, a predicted model, not a curated record